UUCGGCCGAUCGCUAGUACUCGCGCACGCAAAUUCCUUCGUCGUGACGCGUAACACUCCUCACUUUCAUUUUCGUAGAGAGAUAACUUUUUAUCCGGUUGUAAUCAACAACGUAUUGCAGCGUGUAAAUGUAUUACGUGUGUCUCUAGGUUCAUUAUCUCUAGGCUCCUCCCUUUUUCUUGCUACACCUUCGCUCAAACUUCAUUGAAUUAAGCUUUGCGCGAUAUGCGAGAGGAAAAUAGCGUGUGUGACGCUUCCUCGCACCGCAGUGACCUUCCGAGAACCCUUCGAAGACUUCUCGAGAGCAGGACGCCCGCGUGAAUCUCCUCUUUACCCUUCCACGAUUCUUUCUCACCCUCUCUCGAGCUUUUUUCGUCGCGAGCUACUACCCACCGCGACUUCUGCGCGGCCUGCAAUGUGUACAACGACUUUCGGGCUAGCUCAAGCCAUACGCUCUUGACCCGUUCCGCUCGACUCUCUCAAAAGCCUCCCCUACGAUCAUCUCGUUCUUUUUCUCCCUUUUUUUCUUUCUUCCCCCCCCCCCCCUCUCUCUAUCCUUCUUUUUUCACACUUGAACAUUUCACACCUUAAACGACUGACUUUUUAAGGUUUAUAUCGACAUCGACGAACUCCUGAUACUUCUCUCUGUCUCUCUCUCUCUUUCUUCCUCCCCCUCUUUCUCUCUCUAAUUAUCUUCAAUAGGAGAGCUCUUUAAAUUUCGACCAAGCAGAAGAUAAACCUACUCGGACAUCCCCUGAAUUUUUCACGAACGAGAGACAACACGGUGAAGAUUCUUUUUAGAGAAAAGAAGGGAACAACAUUCUUUCUUAUUUUACAAGUACUUUACCAUCACUUCUCAAGAGAAAUGACAUCAUCAAGGAGAGAAGAAAAGUUUCCGGAUUUCUGACGAGUCGUCAAUAGCCUGUAUACAAAAGGAAAAUUUUUGUUUCCUUCUCUUCUCCCAUCUCCCUUGUCUCUUAUACCGCAAAAGUAUAAGCAAGAGCAGACGAAUAAUAGGCACACCCUCGAUAGACAGUCGGAGUCUUUUCUUCUCCUUGUUCUCUUUAUUUUACUUUACGAUUUAAGACUCCUUUCAUCGCGACAAGCGGCCUGGUUUGAUUUACGAGCAGUGUAAUCGAUGAGAGCACCAAACGAUCCUGUUGCGCUUUACAUGCUAUAAGAAAAGAGAGUGAGUGGAACUCUUGAAAAAGAUCGUUGUAACGUCAAUCACGCAAGUUACAAAGGAACGUGAGAUGAAUCGGGCUGCUAUCUCCCACGCUUCCUUUUUCUCUCGGCUUUCGGUAGAACGAUUUGAGAGUGGAACUAACACCCCUAGAAAAAGAUAGUGCGAACUAUCGAGGAACUGUCCUAUCGAGGCUUAAUCUUUUCGAUUUUCGGUUUUAGCAGAGUUUGUACGAAGAAAUGGCUGGAGCUAGCCAGAGUUGAUUCGACAUAUCAAAGAGUCAGUGUUGUCGAGCUUGCACCUUGGUGGUUUAGGGUGGUGGCUUCCCUCGGCCCUUGCCUCCGAACGAUCAGUAGGACAAAGGGAAUAAGGAGGAGCACGAGGUGUCUCGGCCGGGUUCGGCUACUCGAAGGUGGUAUGGCUGCGAGUCCCGUAGAAAGGAGGAACGAGGUCGUUAGCUGUUACGGGAGAGACCAGGAAGGGUCGAGGGAAGUUGGCCGGGCAAAAACAAGCUUACACACCGUCGUCUGCUAACGGCGCGCGCUUCUCAUUCUCCUCGCUCCCUCGUAACUUCGGUUUGAGUCUUCAGUUUGUGUAACACAUAAACGUACCAUGCGUUAUGAUGGUCGAUCGAAGAAACCUCGAUUCCCUUCGUUGGCUUGACAAGCAUAAAGAAUGGAUGAAUCGGUAUUUCAGGCCGGUAAUUGAAAAACCGAAGGUCUUCUAGCCUCCUCUCUAAAGUUUCCACGAGAAGUUGAAGCGGUAACAGAAGGCCCGAGCUUAUCGAAACGGUACUAACGAAACUCGCUAACGAAUUCUCUCUGCGAAGAGUUUUUUUCGAAGAAGAUUCGAGAGAAGUGGAAGGACGAGAUAAAAAAAAUGAAAAAGACCCGAUCGAACGUGUCGCGCUCGAAGGAAGUUUGAACCCAUGCCAAAUGAUACGAGUCUUCGUCCCGAGGUCAUCAUCGAUUAAUUCGUUGGAAAAGGCAGAAACAAACGUUUUCGCAAAAGCGAUUGGAUCAUCAUGGAGAUGGGAAUACUGUGCUCGUCGCGUAUGAAAUCCUAUGGCCGAGGGAACGAGCUCUCCGAGAACGUGCUAUGUACAAUCGAUCGAGCGAUUUUCACAAUCAGGUAAUAUCGUUUGGCUGCUCCGUACAAAGGGACAGAUUUUCACGUAUCCAGAAAAUUCAGAAACGAUAGAUUUUCUCUCGGGGGAACGUAGAAUUGACAUUUCAUUUUAUCGGGAUAUGACAAAGGGAUUACGUUUUAAAAUGCUCGAGUAUAUCAAGGAACGUAACAGCCACAACGAUCGCGGGAUGCCAUAAUCGUUCCGGUAGCUCGUCGUUUGGACAACUUACGAGGCGCUGGGAGAAGAAGAGAUGAAAAGAGAAUAAAGGCGGAACAGUCGCGGCUUCUGAGAAAGCAGUCAUCAUCGAGAGUGAGAAGCGUAAUGCACCAAAUUUAGGUGAAGAGAUGACGGUGAUGCCGUCGACUUCCGAUGUCGCUGACAAAGCAGUUUCAACAAACGAUGGUAGCGGCGGCGUGGAGGUGGCACGUCUCGAAGCCGUCCUCGCUGCUCUGGUGGAAACAAAGGUGGAGGCAAUGAAGGCAUCAUCGACGCUCGGUAGACGUUCUGGCAGUGCCCCAACCAGUCCGCGUCGUCCGAGAUUGACCUCUACCUCCACGGCCUCCUCGUCGCUGAACCAUCAUCAUCAUCAUCACCAACACAGAAGGAAGAGUCAUCAUCAUCACCAUCACCAUCAUCCCCAUCACCAUCAUCAUCGCCGUAGGCGACACGAUUCGGCUCCCUGCGAUUACAUCGAGGAUUCGAUGAGUCAUCAUCAACACAAAUCACAUCAUGGUAAAGGAAGGCGAAGAGCUUCGGAGAGUCCACGAAGUCCACGGAAGAAACGCAGGCAUUCGAAGAGUCCUCGUGUUCUUCAAAGUGCCCUGCCGGAUAUUCAAGCCGGUCUCGAAGCGCGUCUCGAACUCCUUGACAUGAACGGCGAGCAAGAUCUGGCAUUGAUAAACUUUGAAAGGACAAGAGAGGCUCUUAGCGACUCCUGCGAGUAUCCGCGGCUGCACCGAAGUGCCUGCUACUUUUCCCAAAGCACAGCUCAAUUGAAGAUUCACUACGACGAGGACGAGGACUACUUGGCUCUGAACAUAGCCGACGAGUUGGAAGAGGAAGAAACUUUCAGCGGUCCUGAAAGGAUUGAGGAGCCCAGAGAAACUUAUCACAGGCCACGAAAAAAGCGGAAACGAAAGCGCCGGCGAAUCGAAUCCGUCGGACCCGAGGAAGAAAUUGUUGAUCCGGAGGAACUACCACCUCGAGCGAGGUGGACGAUAGUUGCCACGGCUUGCCUACUUUUGGCUAUGUCCUUGCUUCUGGUCGGUGUCACCCUCAGAAUGGCACCGAUCAUCGACGACAUGGGAGAUGGAAGAAGAGCAAGCGUGUCGAAGAAGAACAGAACACGCAGAAGUGGGACAACGCGACGAAAGGAUUCGGUUCGUCCUGCCAGAACCGAAGCCAAAGACGCAAGAAAAGUCCUGGAAGAAGAACAGGAGAACGAGCAGUCGAGACGUCAUCGUAGAGUAGCCAUGAUCGUCCUGGGAACGUUCUUGUUUCUUUUGGCCGCCUCGAUUCUCGUAGUCGUCGUCACUUUGACUCAUAGUUCUUUUCUCAGCCCUCCUGCAGGCUCCAAGGAGUUAAUCAAACAUCGUGCUCAACUUCGCAAAGAGAACGAAGAGCUGCUAAACUCCCUGAACAGGGAAUAUGUGCCAGUUAACGCAACGGCAUCUCCCUGAGGGCUACGAUCUCCAAGACGAAGGAUGUACCCUGUUUGCUUCCGGAGCUUUUCAACCAACGCCACGCUCCGUCGAGAAAUUCGACCAAGAUUUUUCAGUGAAGAUACGUUCAAAAUACGUAUAUUUUAAACGGCCGUAGGCCUUCCUCGUUUCGAGUAACGACCAAUGAACGUUUUCUCACGUCUUUCUUCCGAUACCUCUACUCUACGAUUUCUCUAUCUUUGUCAUACCUUCUUCAAAGAGAAAUCCCAUGCAAAGUUUAAUUAUUGAAAUCGUUGGUAAUGCCAGGUAAUAUUGGUCGAUUUCAUGGAUAGUUAGUUAGCAAGUUCUCUAAUUAGCUUUACUUAACUAGACCCAACAUCGAAAUAUUGUUUUCAAAGUACUGUUUGAGUUGCAGCAUUAAGUAACACGUUAUCGAUAGUUAAUAGUGCAAUCAGCAUGAAAGGAGGAAACUUUGAAUUGGUCGAUUUCACGAAGUCGAAGAAGGAAUCAACAACGGAGAUAUAUAUAUAUAUAUAUAUUUCAAGUUGUUGCUAAUAUUUAUCGACGACGUUAAAUGUCGUUCCUGUGAGAACGCACAGGUAUUAUUGGCAGUGACUACUGCUUGUUGUGAUCUACAAAUUUUGGAUCGUUAUUGUUGUUGGUACAGCGAAUGUCGAUAAGGUCCUUGCACUUUCUAAAUUUUCUCGACGAAUUCCACUUCGUGGACUGUUUUAUAAUCCUUGUUUCAGAAAGAAUUCGCAAAGACACGACUCGACAAUCGUUCGCAUACCGAAUGCCGACAACGAAAGAAAUAGUUAAACUCUAGUCACGAGGAUCGCUGUUGAGAGUCAUUCGAGAUAAAAAGGAUCGAGAGAACGAAUAUUUCGAACGAGAAUGUUUCUGAUAAAUUAAUCGACGUGAAAAGAAGUUCCAGUCUCGAUCCUUCUAUCCUUGGAUGCGUUCUUGGUUAGAUUUUAUCGAUCGAUCAAUAGCUUCACUUACGAUAUAUAGAGAGCCAUGUAAAUACAAUGUUCAUUAUUAUCUGUCGAUCGUAAGAAUUACAAAGAAUAAGAAGAAAAAACUAACGACGAGGACAAAGAGCCAAAAUUAUUGUUGUCAAUUGUUUGUAUGAUAUAAAAUUAUUAUUAUUGUCUUUUAAAGAAUAUACGAUCGCGUAUAUCAAGAUUUAGCCUGUAUAACGUUAGCAAUUAAGAAAGGAUCGCAAGCGAUCGAGUUACAGCUCCUUUUUUUAACGAUUCGAUUCUUCGCCGGAUCGAUCGAUCUCGAACACGAAAUUGAAUUGGUUUUUGUGACACAACGGGUAUGUACCAAAGCAGAGAUAUUCGCAAUUAUUAAUCGACAUCGCUUCGUUACAAACUCAGAAAGUUCUUUAUCGGCAUGUUAAUCGAUCAUUCGUUUUUGAAGUAAAUAAAAAAAAAAUCUCGUCAGAAAAAAGAAAAAGCAUUCUUCACAGGUGGCAGGUAUUUUGUUAAAUCGUAGCGUUUCGACAGCUUACUCGAAUCUCUACAAAAUUAAUCUUUGCCUCGUGUCAAAAAUUAUUAGCAUCGAUUGAAAGGAGAGAGAGAGAGAGAGAAAGAGAGUAAUUGCAAAAAUAUGAGUAAUUACUCUUUAAAACGGAAGGUUAACUUCUGAAUACCAUUAUUUUACACUAUACUCGAUUGAACGAUGGAUGAAUGAACGGGGAUUGGAUCAGGCAUGUUAAUUAAUUGGCCAAGAUAAUUAGUAGUGCAGACUGCACGCGUUCAAAGGAAGACUAUGAUGAUCUACGAGCGACGUUCGUCAAACGCGAAUGUCUUGCGUUUGUAUUUUAUUCUUUUUUUUUGGUCAAUUGUUAACAAUGUAAUCCGAAAUGUACCGAUUGGAUGUUGUAAGAUCUGAUUUAAUGAGACAAAGGAAAGAAAAAAAAGAGAGAAAGAUACACACAUUUUCUUUCUUUUCUUUUCCUUUUCGAUUAUAUCUUCAAGAAAUCUUAGAAAAUCUUUCGAAAGCUUUCGUUUUCUCUCUUUCCUUUUGGACACUAUUCACGCUAUGUAAAAGAUAACAAACAAUGUAUCCUUUAACUUCGUGACUGUAGUUAAUCUCAUAAAUUGAUUGGCCUAACGUGAAAAGAGAAUAAUUUUUUAUUUUUUUUCUAUUUUUAAGGAAAAAGAUAAGGAAAAGAAAUGAAGUAAAGACAAGAUAUAUACCGUACAAUCGUAACUUUAUACGAAUUCUAAAUUAAGAUCUGUAACUUUCAUUGGGUGUGUUCACCGUAGUGACGUAGACUGCCUUCACUCUCGAUUUUAACGUUCUCUGUUAAACGUUACAAACGUGUAAGGAAGGAAUCGAGGAGUAAAAGAGAAAAAAAAAAGCAAGAGAAUCUUGUACGCUCUACUUAAAAAUAUUUUAAAGACAUAAAUCGGCUUCACAUAAUUAUAAUUAUAAUAAUAAUAAUAAUAUUAUUAAAGUGAAGUUAAUGAUAAUGAGAUAGUAAUGGUAAUAGCGAUAAUGAUAGUAAUAAUAUUAACACAAUAAUAAAAAGAAGAACAAAUAAGAAUAACAAUAAUAUUAAUUGAUAACGAUCAAUGCUUUUAUGUGCAACUUUGGCAAGCGAUUUAACGAGCACACUUUUUAAGGGAAAUUUUGAUGAGUGCACUCUGGCCUCUAUGUCCGAUAAAUCAUCUUCGAUUACGAGAGAAAUGAAGUCGAGGAUAGUAAAGUCUUACAUUAUAAUCUACUGUAGUGAGAGAAUUCCUUUCACCAAGAUAUUUAUAAUAGUACUAUAGAAUAAAUAAAACAUUGAAGCGUCCGAUGAGAAAUAAAAAGCAAAGAGUAUAUGUGGCAGAUAUGUACGAUAAGUAAAAGGCGAAAUGUUUUUUCUUGACAAUCACAGUCCAAAAUAAUUGAGCGUCUGUUUGUGUGUACUGUGUUCGUAUGUGUGUUCGUAGGUACUUUGUGGAAAUGUUUUUAAGGGACGUUCGAGAGAAGAAGGUAACUUAAAACUUAGAUGCCUGUCUUUACUACGUCCCUUUAUAUAAUAUCGAGAACGAAACAAUAGCCAAAUUCUGAGCUUCCUUCACUUUCGUCUUCCCAUAUCGAAUGGAUUAGAAUUCUAUGCUUACUUGUAUGAAAAAAUAAUCGAUACGUUUCAAAUCGCUUCGAACGAGCAGAAAAGAGAAAUAUUUUGCAAAGUUAUUCUAAUAUUUAAAAGGCAUUAACUCUUUUCAACUAUUCUCUAUUUCGCCCAAUCUUAGGAAGAAUUUGUUUCUUAUUUUCUUUCGCAGUUAGAGAUCAUAUAUUUUGUAGAAAUUUCGUCGGCGAUGAACGAACGUUUUAAUAGCGAUUAGCAUGAAAGAAAUGCUUUUCCAGGGAGGUACGUACCCAGUCGUGAAUGAAAUAAGAAAUAAUCUAAUCGUGAGAGGAAGAGAAAGAGUGAAAUUAAAAGCAAGAUCGCUCGAGUGGGAGUAAGUUCCAGAGGCAUAAUAAAACAAAAAAAAAAAACACAAAAAAUAAAAAAAAAGAAAAAUAAAAAAUACAUGAAAAAUUUUAAUAAUAACUUCGAAUAAAACAAUGGUGUGUAUAAUAAAUGACGUUGUGAAAUGUUAAUGAGUGAAAUAUUAAAAUUUAUGUUUCUAUAUUGUAAUAACAUUUAUGUAUAACGGUUAUUAUAAUGCAAGAAUAUAAAUAUUAAUUGUCCAGUU
Messenger RNA from Vespula vulgaris, 7673 nucleotides. Its product is annotated as lateral signaling target protein 2 homolog. Lineage: Eukaryota; Metazoa; Arthropoda; Insecta; Hymenoptera; Vespidae. Bases 2656 to 3990 code for a protein of 444 amino acids. The transcript has 5 exons. The record is from RefSeq and is a predicted model, not a curated record.